Messenger RNA from Caenorhabditis bovis, 1620 nucleotides. Lineage: Eukaryota; Metazoa; Nematoda; Chromadorea; Rhabditida; Rhabditidae. The record is from the annotation of a GenBank genome assembly.
AUGACCGCUUGGACGAGCUCGCUGAAAUCGAAGACGAUUCGCUGGCUUGAGGAUAAUCGCGGGUUGGUUAUCGUUCUCUUCUGCCUUCCGGCGAGUUUUCUGUUUGAUUUGUUCAUUCAAUUCCGUAUUUGGUUCAACCGGAAAAUAGCAAAAUCUUCAACGCACGCAAGCAGAGUUGACAAUAUCAGAAAUCAGAUUCUUGAAUGGAAUCGACUUCCUGUGAAUCAGAGGAAGCCGUUGUGCACAGCGCGUCCGAAUUGGCUUAGCCUUUCCGUGACAUUUUUCGAUAAGAAGGCUUGCCAUCAGAUUCCCAUCGAUCUUCAUGAUGUUUUGAAUCUCGACGAGCAAAAUCUUACGGUGACCGUCGAGCCGAAUGUCACUGUUCGAGAAAUAUGCAAAUAUCUUGUACCGAAGGGAUACACUUUGGCUGUGACACUGGAAAUUGGAGAUGCGACACUGGGUGGAUUGGCGUUUGGUGUGGGAAUGACCACGUACUCGCAUAAGGUUGGACUCUAUCAAGAAACAAUUCUAGAAUACGAAGUGGUGACUUCUGAAGGAAACGUGAUCAAAGUGACAGCCGAUAAUGAGCAUUCGGAUUUGUUCUAUUGUUUGCCGUGGUCGCAUGGAACUCUUGGAUUUUUGGUUGGGCUUAAACUAAAAAUUAUUAAAGUGAAGCCAUAUCUUCAUAUGAAAUAUAUACCGUGUCAUUCGCAAGAAGAGUAUUGUCGGAAAAUGAUGGAAUUGUCCGGCGGAAAUGACAAAAAUGCGCCGGUUGCUGAUUACGUCGAAGCAACGAUUUUCAAUAAAGAGCAAGCGGUGAUCAUGUUGGCCAAUUUUGCCGACGUCGAUACGAUUGGCAAACGAUUGAUGGUGAACGAUGUGACGAAUUGGUGGAAGCCGUGGUUCUACAAACACGUCGAAACGUUUUUGGAAAACGGCGGCGAGGAAUACAUACCGCUUCAAUCGUAUUUGCUUCGACAUAAUCGCGCAAUAUUCUGGGUGCUGGAAAGCAUGAUUCCGUUCGGAAAUCAUCCGAUAUUCAGAGCCUUCCUUGGUUGGCUAUGCCCACCAAAACCGGCAUUCCUCAAAUUCACCACCACCCAGGCGGUUCGCGAAAUGACGUUCGCCAAGCAGGUGUUCCAAGACAUCGUCCUUCCACUCGACACAUUGAAAGAGCAAGUCGACGCCGCCAUCGAGCUCUUCGACACAUUCCCGCUGCUCGUCUACCCGUGCCGAAUCUACGACCAUCAGCGUGGUCCGCAAGGCCAACUUCGCGCACCGCCAAAAGCGCGAUUGGUUCCCGAAGCGAAUUACGCGAUGUUCAAUGAUCUCGGCGUUUACGGCACUCCGGGACUGGUGAAGCGUCGCGAGCCCUACAAUCCGACAUACGCGAUGAGGGCAAUGGAGAAGUUCACGCGAGACGUUGGCGGCUACUCGUUCCUCUACGCCGAUAUUUUCAUGACCGAACCGGAAUUCGAGGAAAUGUUUGAUUUGACACUCUAUAAUCAAGUCCGAUCAAAAUACAAUUGUGACGGCGCGUUCCCAAGACUUUACGAAAAAGUCAAACCAGAAAUCGAUGUGAUUGCAAUUGGCGAGAGCUACGCGAAGAAGAAUGAUUAA